AUGUUGGAGCAUUUGUCCCGCAGGAAUCGGUCCUUGCUGUCUCUCUCGCUGACCUCUCUGGCCCUAGCGCUCUCUGUUUUGGCCUUCUGCACCUCAUACUGGUGCGAGGGGACACACAAAGUGGUCAAACCUCUCUGCCUGUCGCCUGUCAAAAUGAAGAACUGCGGACAGAAUAACAGCCAGCCUUACACAGCUGAGGUCCCAACAGCAGACCCCAAAAAAACAGAUUCCAAUGUGACAAUGUCCCCCAAGCAGAAGGAGGAACUGGACCGUAUGAGAGCCAAAAAUCUGGCAAAUGCAGUUCACUACAUCUGGGAGACGGGAGAAGACAAAUACAUGCAACGCUACUUUCACACUGGCUUCUGGUUGUCCUGUGAGAAACACAAUGAUGGUGCUGGUGAGAAAUGUCGGAGCUUCAUUGAACUGACUCCUGGAGAAACACAAGGAGUUCUGUGGCUCUCAGUGAUAUCAGAGUUCGCAUACAUCAGCCUCCUGGCGAUGGGUUUUCUUCUGAUGUGGGUGGAAUUGCUGCUCUUGUGUCUGAAUAAGGACAUGUAUGCGCUCAAGAUCAAUGCUUUUGCUGCCAUCUGCACUGUGCUAUCUGGAAUGAUGGGAAUGGUGGCACAUAUGAUGUAUACAACAGUAUUCCAGAUGACUGUCAGCAUUGGGCCCAAAGACUGGAGACCUCAGACGUGGGACUAUGGCUGGUCAUUUGCCAUGGCAUGGAUCUCAUUCAGCUGUUGCAUGGCAGCAGCUGUAUUCACCCUGAACUCGUACACCAAAACUCUCAUUGAGAUGAAACACCGUGCCCGGAUCCGUCUGGAGGAGGCUCGUGCUGCCAGCCACGCACCGCCCUAUGAUGAGGUCAUUACAACCAGUGGUGGGAGCCUCUACUCCGUCAGCCGGCUGGUUCAGCAAUGCCAGAAGGGUGCGUUUAUCGACACCACGUGGAGCCCCAGGGAUGAAGUGUCUUGUGGGGGUAUGGUGGGGUCAAAAAGUCCUCAUGGACUGGUACUGAUGGGGGGGUGCGGGAGAGAGGGAUGCGAGGACUGUGAGAGAGAGAUGGAUGAGGUGGAAGAUGCUUUAGAGAGGGAAGGGAAUGAUGAAAUGUGCUGAGGAGAACAACUACAGAAAGUCCUUCAUCAGCAGCAGCAUUAUCAGUGAAAACAUUUAAAUGCAUAUCAUUUUCUAAUGUAGAUCCAUAUUUUGAUUAGGCCUUUAAAAAAUGAUGCUUACAUGCUCCGCAGGUGUUGGAAUAUCCCUGUAUUCCUGAAUCAGCAUGUUAGAAAUGAUCUUGCCAUUUAUUCUGAG
Molecule: messenger RNA, 1311 nt
Organism: Labeo rohita (rohu)
Lineage: Eukaryota; Metazoa; Chordata; Actinopteri; Cypriniformes; Cyprinidae
Exons: 6
Coding region: 1-1116 (371 amino acids)
Cellular component (GO): plasma membrane
Source: RefSeq, a predicted model, not a curated record